Callorhinus ursinus (northern fur seal) is the source of this 809-nucleotide messenger RNA. RefSeq names its product lysozyme-like protein 6. Gene Ontology annotation, molecular function: lysozyme activity. Gene Ontology annotation, biological process: fusion of sperm to egg plasma membrane involved in single fertilization. NCBI's taxonomy places the organism in Eukaryota, Metazoa, Chordata, Mammalia, Carnivora, Otariidae. Gene Ontology annotation, cellular component: sperm flagellum; acrosomal vesicle. The record is from RefSeq and is a predicted model, not a curated record.
AGGCGCUCAGAAAAGACCGGCGGCACAUCUGGGAGAGCCUCAGAACCACCGACCCUCGAUAGCACCUUCUCCCCUCCGAACAUGACGGGGACAUUACUCAUGUCCUUGGUCAGCUGCCUCAUUGCCAUAAGUCAGGCCAGCCUCAUCAAUCGCUGUGACUUGGCCAGGGUGCUGCACAAGGAGGACUUGGAUGGGUUUGAGGGCUACUCCCUCAAUGACUGGCUGUGUCUGGCUUUUGUGGAAAGCAAAUUCAACAUAUCAAAGGUAAAUGAAAACGCAGACGGCAGCUUUGACUACGGAAUCUUCCAGAUCGACAGCCACUCCUGGUGCAAUGAUUACCAAAGUCACUCAGAGAACAUCUGCCACGAGGACUGUCAAGACCUACUGAGCCCCAGUCUUCUCUCAACCAUCAGCUGUGCAAAGAAGAUUGUGUCCGGAGCAGGGGGGAUGAAGAACUGGGUAGCGUGGAGGUUGCACUGUGCAGGCCGGCCCCUCUCCUACUGGAUGACAGGAUGCUUCUUGGGAUGAGAUGGGGGAAGGGCUGCUGUGGAGUCAUUUCAGAGUUCCUCUUCUCAUUCGGGAAUCUUCAUUUCCUCUUCCUCUUGCCUCCACUUCGUGUUAUUUUCUUUCCUUCCCAUUUACAAAGAAAACUGACCAGAGCCCCAGAAAUAGAUGGUUUUCUCAGGCUUCCUCCUUGCACCCAUCUGGGCCUAGGCCUCUGGUUCCUGACUGUCAUUGCAAACCAAGAAGACCACAGUGAAGAAGUUGUUAUAUUUUGGGAAUUAUUAAAGCAUUCCUUGUGCAAAGAA